Coprinopsis cinerea okayama7#130 is the source of this 1898-nucleotide messenger RNA. Its product is annotated as GTP-binding protein 1. The transcript is spliced from 14 exons. Bases 54 to 1898 code for a protein of 614 amino acids. Gene Ontology annotation, biological process: translational elongation. Gene Ontology annotation, molecular function: GTP binding; GTPase activity; translation elongation factor activity. Lineage: Eukaryota; Fungi; Basidiomycota; Agaricomycetes; Agaricales; Psathyrellaceae. The record is from RefSeq and is a predicted model, not a curated record.
GUCAUUUCCACCCACACGUCGCACUUAUAACUUUCCCCUCCCUGGUUAGCGACAUGGCAACAUUACGGUCCUUCCAGAACGAAAUCGAGGAGAUCCACCAUCGCGAGGUGGCGAGACAACGAGCCGCGGGCAUUGCAAUAGCAGACAAGGACAAGGACAAAGAGAACAAGAUGCCCAAGGGAAAAGUAACGGACGAAGCGACUCCUUCAAUUAAGCCGGAGGUUCCUACCGUCGAAGACGAAGCCAAUAUGCAAGAAGUCGAGGAUCGGAUAUUGGGGCUACUUCUAUCUAGCAACCCUGGAGACCAUGAUGCUGCCAGGGACCAGAUAGCCGCCCUCUUGACACACAAUAACGGAGAGGCCGUCAUCCGGAUAGGACAGCGUCCUCCUCGGACUGAAUUGUUCGCUGAUGAACUGGAUGACUCAAUACCUGGGUGGUCUGGGACUCCCAGAACUUCCGAAGAGGUAGAGAAGCUAAUACAAGGCUUGACGACUACGGUCGAAGAAGUUGGGGGUAAGGCCCUUUCGUUAUUUGAGAUCAAGACAGGGCAUCCUCGAGCGAGCAUACUACUCCGUCUCCCUCCGCCUAAUGUCUCAUUAACUCCGGAGGUUCGCUGUGCGGUCGUCGGGAACGUCGAUAGUGGGAAGUCUACUACCCUGGGCGUUCUAACUCGAGGGGUUCUCGACGAUGGCCGUGGACGUGCUCGAGUUGGACUCUUCCGUCACAAGCAUGAAUUAGAGACAGGUCGAACUUCGAGUGUGGGGAUGGAGAUUCUGGGAUUCGCUCCCUCUGGCCAUCCAAUAUUACCCCACAACACUUCUUCCACUGACCCGGACGUCGUUCGUCGGGAGAAACUCGGAUGGGAGGAAAUCUCAAUACAGGCGGCAAAGAUAGUCUCCUUCAUCGAUUUGGCUGGACACGAGAAGUACUUGAAGACCACAUUAUACGGCCUUACAUCUGGAGCGCCGUCAUGUGUCCUUUUAAUAGUUGGAGCCAAUGCUGGGCUGAUAGGAAUGUCGAAGGAGCAUUUGGCCAUCGCCCUUGCCUUGAGUGUUCCCGUCGUAGUUUGCAUAACCAAGAUUGAUAUGACGCCUCCAAAUGUGCUGGCGGAGACCAUCAAGCAGGUCGUCAAGAUCUUGAAGAGCCCUGGGUGCAGGAAAACCCCCGUUUUCGUCAAGUCCGUCGAGACAGCCGUCGAAAUUGCCACCUCCUUCGGCUCGGACAAGAUCUGCCCAAUAUUCCAACUCUCCAACGUGACAGGUCAAGGACUUGACCAUGUCCGCACGUUCCUGAAUUUGCUUCCCUCCAGCGAGGAUGACAAGGACAAAUUCGCCGUCGACCAACCAUUCGAAUUCUCAAUAACAGAAGUUUGGUCCGUUCCCUAUGUGGGGACCGUCGUUAAUGGGAUAGUCAAUUCGGGGACAGUCAAGGCGGGUGAUGCAGUUAUGCUUGGCCCCGACUCGAAUGGGAACUAUCAAACCACUGUGGUGAAAAGUAUGCAGAGGAAGAGGGCGAAUGUGAACACUGCUGAAGCGGGACAGUGCGUUUCGCUGGCCUUGAAGCGAAUACGAAGGUCUGCGGUUCGUAAGGGCAUGAUAUUGGUUCACAAGUCCGAUACUCCUCCUCGAGCGAUCCGCCAGUUCGAAGGACAAGUCCUCAUUCUAUAUCACAAUACUACAUUACAGAAGAACUACCAAGCUAUGCUUCACUGCGGGGCUGUUCGCCAGACUGUACGAAUAAUAGGGAUGGACCAUCCCCAGGGAAUCUUGCGGACGGGUGAUCGAGCCACAGUCCAAUUUGAGUUCAUAGCCCACCCCGAGUUUGUCAAGGAAGGAAUGAAGCUGUUAUUCCGUGAGGGAAAGACGAAGGGUCUCGGUGUAAUAACUCGUAUCUUGUAA